Molecule: messenger RNA, 7890 nt
Organism: Rhipicephalus sanguineus (brown dog tick)
Lineage: Eukaryota; Metazoa; Arthropoda; Arachnida; Ixodida; Ixodidae
Product: mucin-17
Exons: 19
Coding region: 924-6683 (1919 amino acids)
Biological process (GO): positive regulation of DNA-templated transcription
Cellular component (GO): SWI/SNF complex
Source: RefSeq, a predicted model, not a curated record
AAAAGGCUCCGGAGAGAAGCGAAAAAUGUUAAACGAAAAGACUCCGACAUAAACCCGAGCGGAGCUCACGGCUUUGCCGUUGGUGUUUCGAUACUGCCGUGCGCGGACACACAGGUUUUUGCCGCUGCAUACGCCGAGCAACGUCAGGUGCGACAAAACCGCAACCCCGCCCACAUCGGUUCGAGUCCAGCACUACCAAGUGUGAAAAUCGAGGCUACGUCUCAGCUGACGAGAAUGGAACCACGGUACCUGGAAUAUCGCGCGUCGGGAGAGCCCUGCGUGACGACUAGCACCGCAAGACGACGAAGAGGCUGCGGCAACGGACGAGAAGCAACAAAACAAACAUACAAAUGGCCGCCGGCGGUCAUCGACGCAAUGGAUCGGGAUGACGCAGACGUGGCGACGAAAUCCUGUGCCAAAAAAGGGGCCCGUUGGAUAGCUUGCCCUCCGAGAAGCGGCUGCGGCAGUUGUAAAAGCUUUCGAAGACGCUCGGCACCGGCGCAAUCGGGAGGAACCUUCCACACACGCCUCGUUCGCGUCGCCAUCUGAUUCCACGGCAGGAAAGAGAAGCGCAGAAACGAGUGACGUCAUGGAUUUUCGCUUGCAGCGGGAGCGCCUCAAAAACCCGAGACGGCACCGGGUGCAAAAAUAAUUUCUCCGCGCAUCAUUUUGGAGGCAAAUUGUGUCGAGUUCAAUUUGAGGAAGCGUUUAAUUGGCUCCAACAGAGCUUAGAAAAAAAAGGUCCUUUUAACGCUUUCACCCAGCCCCGUCGCGAAGGGUGCCCCCCGGGAGCCCACGUUACGCAAAUGCUGCGCUGACGUCACGCGCCCUUCCGACCAACCGGGCGCCGUCAAAGCUUCACCACAGGGUGAAGCUUUCUCCGCGCCAGCCAAUGAGAGCACGGUCGGAUAUUGGCAUGUUACAUGACGGGGACCUUUGCAAUGGAUGAUGGGGGCCGAUGUCUGCUUGACGUUAUAAACGACCCCCUGCUGCUGCAGUCGUUUCUUGAAGACAAGAACGAGGAGGUUUCGAAGGAGUUGAGCUCGCUCGAUGUCCUGCUCGGCCGGGACGAAGUGAGCAGCACCACCAGCUGCCUGCCGGCCCGCUGCGAGUUGUCGGAAUCCAUGGGCUACGGCUGCUCGGGCACUGACAAACCCGUGGCCCUCGCCGUCUCCGCGACCACCGCCACUGGCUCGGACGUCUCGGCCUCCUCCUCACCGCAGCUGCUGGUCAGCUCCUCUACGGUGCCCCCUGCCGCUCCGCCACCUGCCACUGGUGCCAGCAAUGGCCUGCCGGGUGCCUCGCCACAUUCCACUCGCUCCUCCCCGGCCAGCAGCCGACCGCACUCGGCGUCCCCGCUCCCAGCCCCCGUCCCCGUCUCCGUCUCGUGGUCCUCACCAAGCCCCGUGCCUUCGCGGAGCCAGGGCCUGCCCUCAUCGUCGGUGUCAACGCCGGCAACCACCAAGGCAACCGCCACCGUUGCCCCUCUGCCCGUGGCGCCGCAGCAGGCGCCCGCAUCGAGACCCGGCAUUGCACAGGUGGUUUCGGCUAGCCCCAGCCCUCGCACCUCUGGUGCCCCUCGUCUCAUCCAGCCGAAGCAGCCGCAGAUCCUGCCCAAGCUGUCGAGCGGCAGCGCGAACAUGACGACGCCCGCAGCGACCGCGACCACCCGGUCCCAGUCUCCCCGGGCGGCCCAGCACAAGGCCACACCGCAGCCCGCGCCCGUACCGGCACCGCAGCCUGUGACAACGGUGCAGCGCGGAGCCGCGAUGGGGCUCAACACGGGGAGUCCGCUGCUUAUUGGAAACCCUGCGGCAGCACAGCCGGGCAUGUUUCAGGCCGGACCUGCGCAGGGCACUUUCCUGCUGAACCAGUACAUUCCGGGCCUGGGCCACAGCCCGAUUCUGAUCCAGGGAGCGCUGGGGCAGAUCCAGGGCUCUCUGGGGCAGAUACAGGGGGUCCAGCUGGCCCUGCGGCCACCCCAUGCCACGGGCCUGACCCUGGGACCCCAGGCAGGGUCCAAGCCCCAUGGGGGACAUCCAGGACCACCUGGCACCCCGACGCUGGUCAUCCCGCAGAAUCUGGGGCCAAGGCCCAACAUCUUUCUGGCGCCGCCGCGCAUGAUGUCGCCCCCCUCAUUUGCCAUAGUCCCGGGACAGCCCCUGACACUGCAACAGCUACAGGCCAUGCUGCCCGCGCAGACCAUGCUGGCCCAGCCCACGCUGGGUGCGUUCCAGACAGACCAGCACCAGUCCCUGGUGCAGAUACCAACGUUCACCCAGCCGCAGAUACUGGCGCAGGACCACCACCAUCACCACCACCACCACCAUCAUGGCACCCUGUCGGCGCCCCUCAUCUCGACGGGCGGCAGUAUGGUGUCCUCUGCGCCCACUGCCAACAUCGUCACCCACCAUCCCGUCAUGACCACCACGACGGUGCUGCAUCCAGCGCCGCCGCAACAUCUCCCCGUGUCUGUCUCGGCGCCCAUGACGUCGGCGACGAUACACCACCAGCCACAGGCGCCUACUACAACGGCGCCACCAGCUGCGGAGAAGCCCACGAAAGUGCCCUCCCUAAACCUGGCCGCGUUGCUGAAGGAGCAUGGAAUCGUGCCGGACUCUACGCCUCCGCCCUCCCCUACGUCCAAUCAAGAAAACACCAUAUCAGUCGAGGUUCCCAUUGCUCCCGCACCAGUCACGGAGAGCGUGCAGGUCAUGGUGAGCAAGGCCCCGCAGACUGCGGCAGUGUCUCCCCGCAUACAGCUUUCGCUGGCGCACGAUGGCAGCGUCUUAGUGCACCCUCCAGGCAGCACCCUGUCCUCCAUGCCUGCGCCGGCACCCUCCCCGGGACUGGUGGCCACGACGGUCACACCCACGCCGACGAGCGCGCCCGGUGCGACUGCUCUCUCGCGGACCCACUCGGCCCUCCUGGAGCGUCUCUCCGCAGCGCCGCCCGUCAGCGUGCCUGACCUGGCCUCCCUGACCGCGCCGCGAGUCUCCGUCAGCACGCCGACCGUGGUGGCGUCGCCAUCGCUCGUUGCACCCUCGGUGGUGACACCAUCCAUGAUGACCGCCACCACGCACCCUCACCAGCUCACUCUGCACACCGUCAACAAUGGACUGGUGCCGGCGCAGCAGCUCGGGCAGCCCCAGUCUUUUGUGACCCUGCACGGCACGGCGGUAGCCAACAUGCUGUGCCACGGUGCGAACAAUGCGCGCAUCAACCACAUCGUGGUCAGCCCGUCGCCGUCCCUAGGGCAACAGCAGCAGCAUCACCACCAUCAGCACGCCGUGCACCACACGUGUCACGCCGUGGUGAGCUCGGCGCCCAGUGCCGUGGUGCCGACGACCACGACUACAGCGGUGAUGGCAUCGUCGCAGGCAGUGGUGGGUAGGACAGCAACGGCAGUGCCGACUUCCAUGGCGCACACGGUGGUGACUAUGGCCACGUGCCCCACCGUGACGUCCGUGACCGUGACGCCCACAGUGGUUGUGACGACGUCGAACAGUAGUGCCACGGCGCACGGGAGUGGGAAAUGUACGGCACCCAUGAACUCUCAAAACCAACAGCUCUACGAGCAGCUGCAGUCACAGAUCACCUACCUAAACUCCCUGAAGAAGCCCACAAUGCAGCAGAAGCUCCUGCUCCAUCAAAUGCUCGCCAUCGAGGAGAAGCUGCGGGAUUCGUCCAAGCCACUACGGAGCUCGCAAGCCCGCAACCUCGCAUUAAUUACCGCAGUGCCCACAUCACACGCACACUGCAUGCAACGGCACGAAGUCAAGCCAACCGUCGUUUCGCACCCGAUGCCUGCUGCGGCCACCAUAAUAACGGCAAAGCCAUCUGCUGUCACCACGGUCCAAGUGCCCACAAUCGCCGUUACCACGACAACGAGGACUACCAGCCGGACCACGCACCAUAAAGUCAACCACGCCGAUGUCAAGCCCAAGGCUUCCAUUCUCCACGCCGGGAAUGCAGCGUCCAUAAUCUCCACGCAAAAGGCAGUCACCUCCCAUCCCGGACCAGUGCGAAUAAUAGCCGCUGCGCCGACCACCACGAGCGCUGCUUGUGCCUCCUCUACCUGUUCCUCCGCUCCUUGCUCGUCAGCGUUGAGCGUGCCGCUGGCAUCGGCCGCUCCGAUGCUGUCGUCGCCAAGUGUGGUCUCCGUGUCAUCUGCAUCACUUGUGUCGAACGCGCCACUGGUCUCUGCUGCGCCCCUGGCAUCUAGCGGGUCGCUGUUGUCAACUUCAACAUUGGCAUCAUCAAGCAUGACACCCGUGUCAAGUGCCCCUCUGGUGCCCAGCUUGCCCGUGGCACCUAAUGCACCAUUAGUGUCGAGCGUACCGCCGGCGUCGACUGCACCGUCUCUGGUGCCAAAUAUGCCAGUGGUGUCUUGCGCACCAUCGGCACCUGUUGCACCUCUGCCGUCAAACAUGCCAGCGAUGCCACGCAUUCCGCCGACACCUACUGCACCCCUGGCAAGCAUGCCGGUGGUAUCAUGCGUUUCAUCGGCACCUACUACUCCGUCUAUGGUGUCAGACACUCUGGUGGUGUCGUGCGCCCCAUCGUCACAUUAUACUGCUCCUCUGAUGUCACACAUGCCGGUGGUGUCGUCUUGCGUUCUAUCAGCACACAUGACACCUGUGAUGUCGAAAGCGAUAGUGGUGUCAUGCGCUCCGUCAGUCCCUACUGCGCCUCUGGUGUCAAGCAAACCAUUGGUGUCAUGCUUACCUCCAGCAUCCACGUCAGCAUUAAUUUCAAGCGUUCCGCCAAUGUCGACUGCACUAUCGGUGUCUAGUGCACCGCACACAUCUGGUAUGCUGUUGGUGUCGACAGCGGCACUAAUGUCAAGUCCAUCACCAUUGACAUCGUGCGCACCACUGAUGUCAUCUGCACCACUGGUGUCGAUAGCACCAGCAGUGUCAUCGGCACCACUGAUGUCGACAACACCUAUGACAUCGACUGCGCCUUCGGUGACGUAUCCAUCUCUAGUGUCCAGUGCACCAGUAAUGUCGACGGCUUCACUUACUGCGCCAAGCACAACCGACAUGGCAGUGCCAUCAAUGGCCUCUCACCCUGGGGCUUCUUCCCAUCUACGUGUUCCUAACCCGGCCUCGGCCAAGCUCAUGCCGCUGCUGCACCACGGCGUGCACCACCACCAUCUACAUCAACAUCACCACCACCACCACCAGCCGUCGCCGGUGGGGAGCAGCAUGUCGCCGGUGAACCAGCGAUCGCCGCCCCAGGCGAAGCUGGUGCGGCUGCAGCACCCAACCAACCACAUCAUCGCACCGCCCAGCACGACCAAGCAGAUCCUGGUGCAGGUGCCCUCCGUUGUGAACAAGCCGCCUCCAAGCAAAAGUUCUGGCAGUGGUAACAGCAGUUCCACAAAGUCUUCUGUUCCCCUGUUGCCGAGCAAAGUGGAACCUGCCAUUCUUCCCAAGACCCCCCUGCCGCCACCCGAACAACCACCAGCUCCCCCUCCUCCGCCGCCGAAGCCGGUAGUUGUCAAGCCUAAAGUUCCUGAUCGUGUCCAGAAGAUUCAUGCGUUUCAUCAACGACUAAUGGAAGACCAGAACAGCGCGGUCACCCCAGAUACGAAGAACCCUUUCAGUUCGCGGCAGGACGCCUGUGAGCGGUUAUUGCGGUAUCACGUUUACGACUCGGAGUUACCCAGGGAAGAGGAUCUGCACAAAACGGAUGAGGCAUUUGCCGAGGUCUCGGAGCGCCUGCUGGGGGAGAGUCGAAAGCUGUAUCAAAAGUUCCACUACCUCAUGCUGAAGGAAGGAAUGAGAGAGUAUCCAACUUCCGAAAAGAUCAUGGUCGAAAAGCUCUUCGUUGAACAUGAAACCGACGCCUUGGUUGCCGAAAAGCGGGCAGCGGAGGAGGGUCAUUACUCGAACCUCGAGCCGCCAACGCUCCCGCCAAUGCCAGAGGGUGCGUGGUCAUUCGAGUCGAGCCCAUCGUUGCCCUUGCCACGACCGGUGAAGAAGGAGCCGCCGGACUCCUGGCUCGACGACGACGACCGGUCCGACCUGGAGCCAGCGCCGAAGAGGCGCUCAAUCAAGGAAGAAGAGCACGAGACCGUGAUGGCCCCCGCGGAAGUCGAUCCACUGCCUCUUCCGCGGGUGUCGGUGACACCGGAGCACGUUGACCUAGUGCUGAGCAUGCGCAAGGAGCUCGACAUGUCUCCGCCGGAAACGGACGAGUUUGCCCGUGACCUGGCCGACUUUGAGCCGCCCAUGGCUCGCUUCCCAUCGUCGGCCGACCUCAAGCAGCAGUUCGGCAACGGCGGCGGCAUCGUGCCUCCCGUGAUGGUGCCAGACUGGACCUGUGGUGUUAAGAGUGCAGAUGCCGAGCCGCGCGCGCCCGAGCUGGACUUGUCAGGCAUCGAGGGCUUGGACGACGACAGCAGCGGAGUGGACCCGUUGGGUCGGACUCACUACUUUGGUGACGACGAUGAGGAGGAGGACAAGGAUUCUGUCGAGCUUCACGACCAAGUCCAGAGUGCCAUCAACAGCAUCCUGGACUUCCGGCGAGCCGGUGCGGACGACGGCCUCAGUGUGGACUCUAGAGGAGCGGUGGCACGGAGUGGUCCGGAGCCGAUGGACUACGAUGACGCGACAGGAGACGCGCAGGCCACGGACUCUGUUUUGGACGAAGCCGUCAGGAGCAUAUUGUUGUGACCUCGGCAGUGUUGUUGCCGCUACUCCUACACGUUUCGCGAAACCAGUGCCGACUGUCUCGUUUUGUGUUUUUUGUUGUUUUUUUUUUCGAGCCACGCGCACGUGUGCGUGUGGAUGCGUGCACGUGGUUCGCGCCGAGGCGAAUAAUUACGGUGAUAUUUGCUGCCCCCCCCCCCCUCUUCGUCAUCUCCCAUCCUUGCCUUUCUUUUGUCGUGUCCAUGUUACUCCCGUCCUCAGUUCCUCCGUGUUGUUGUUGUAUAUAGCUUCUUUUUUUUUCAGUGACCUGCAUGUUACAGGAAGUGGUGAGCCCUGACUAGGCAACAGCUCCACAUUCUGUCCUUACGGUCCAGUUUCACGUCCUUUCAGACUCCUGCCGCCAUGUCACAACAUCUGCCGAGAAAAAAAAAAAGACUCUCAAAGACAGGCCACUCCGCCUUGAAUAGGCAGUGUGCCGACCAUCUUGCAAAACUUGUGGUGAAUCCGGUCUUCUGUGCAUAGGCGGGCAACCGGUGCCCUCGAUCCCCAAUCUUUGCGUGCCCAUGGUGUUGUGCAGUCGUUUCACUUUCCCAUUUUGUCGGUGUUUCUUUUUGUCCCUUUUAACUUUUCUUUCUUUAUUUACUUUUUGUCCUGUGCUAUAGACCUGCUUUUUCAAAACUCGGGGGGCCUUGUGUGUAUAUGUUCUGAAGUCGACACAGUCGUCAGUGCCCCUCUCUUUGCCAUCGUUUUUGUACUGUUGUGCAGUCUUCUUUUUUUCUUUUUCCAUACUAGGCACGAAUAUGCAAACUUUGGCGCGUCUAGCCAAACAUGCAACUUGGAGGUCCUCUUCAUUUUUUUUUUCUUUUACGUUUUCGACUUUGCAGCCUCCGAUCUCCUACUUAAGUGAAAAGGGAGCCCUCACACAGUGAUGACAAAAAGCAGACUCUAGGGGGGGGAAAAGGAAGAAGACGAGCGAGUUUUUUUCAGUGCCUCAUGUAAGAGCGAGCAAUGUGUGUGUCGUCCCCCAUUUUGUUUGCUGCCAGUGUUGUAAAGACGAGAAAGCAGGCCAGCGAAACAACAUCUUUUUUUUUUUUGUCUCUCAUGUAUAGGUGUAAAUACGACAGUCGCACAUAUUUAUACACAAGCACAUCCACGACGAAUGGAACGAAACCUAGACUUUACUGCUGCUCAAACGACAUGACGACGAAAUACAUUUGAUGUGAAACAGCGA